Molecule: messenger RNA, 1520 nt
Organism: Ictalurus furcatus (blue catfish)
Lineage: Eukaryota; Metazoa; Chordata; Actinopteri; Siluriformes; Ictaluridae
Gene: rnf151
Product: ring finger protein 151
Exons: 4
Coding region: 1-1218 (405 amino acids)
Biological process (GO): positive regulation of JNK cascade; regulation of canonical NF-kappaB signal transduction
Cellular component (GO): plasma membrane signaling receptor complex
Molecular function (GO): zinc ion binding
Source: RefSeq, a predicted model, not a curated record
AUGCAGAAAAAGUUGAACAGCUCCAACCUAAAUCUGUCCACUCUAUCAACUGUGCUGUCUCACCCCACCCACAAGUCCCACUUCCACAAGUCCCACUCUAUGGAGGUGUUCUCUGAGUCUCUGGGCCUCAGUGCUCCAGACCAACACAAUGAAUACAACAGCCGCAAGAGCAGCUUCAGUGAUGACAAUGACGUCUGCUCCAGCUCCUCUGGUUCUCUGGGCCUGAGUCUGUAUGGCUCUGUGGGGGAAGAGAACCUAAGACUGUCAGAGAAAGAUGCAGACUCAGACAGUCCUGACAGUGGUUUGUGUAUGGAGCUUCAAAGCCCUACCAAUUCAGAAACCAGCAGCCCUUUCAAACUGUACCCACAGGUGCCCCCUCGUCCACAAACCCAAGAGAUCCUCAACCGCUGUACCACCUACACCCACAAAGCAGCCCUGGAAACCCAAGCUCCAACUUAUUAUGUUUCAUGUCAGAGUGGUGGUUAUGAAGUGGACCUUUUUGUGGAUCCCCCAGACCAUGACCUUAUCUGUAUCAUAUGUAAAGGAGUUCUACGCUGCCCUGUGCGUGUGGCAUGUAACCAUGUCUUUUGCAAGAAGUGCAUUUUGCAGUGGAUGAGGAGACAGGAAACAUGUCCAUGCUGCAGGAAGCCUGUCAACCACCGGCUUAUGUUUGUUAUGUUCAAGCUCAGUAAAUCCAUUGGCCGUUUACCAAUCAAGUGCCGAAAUGAGCAGCAGGGCUGCACGGCCACCUUUCCUCUCUCAGAGCAGUACCUCCACAGCUCCACAUGCCCGUUUGAGUGGCUGCUGUGCCCGCAACAGGGCUGUGGGGCUAGGGUACUGAGGAAGGAAGCCCAGGCACAUGAACAGGUUUGCAGCCACUGGAGGCAGUUGUGCCCGAUGGGUUGUGGCACACUGCUGAACCGCACUACUCAGGCCAAGCACAACUGCUACAGAGAGCUGCAGGAGCGUUACGAGGCCCAGCAACAGACGCAGCGAAUCAUCGCCUCUGCACUGCGCAGGAAGAUGCAGCGUAUGCAAAGGCGCAUGGCCCACAUUACUCGGCAGAUAAGCCUGAUCUGUGAAAGCCUGGAGCUCAGCGAGAACCUGGAGGAGGAGGUGGAGGAGAGCCCUGGUGAGGGAACCAGCACAGGGAGAAAUUCCAGAGUCGGCCACAGCUCCAUCACACCCACCAGCUCUAGCAGCAGCAGCAGCUCCUAAGAAAUAUGCCCUUUAUAUUUUUUUAAUAAGAUGUUUGUUAAUGUGUAAUUUCUGCCAGUAAACCCAUACUUAAAUAUACAUCAAUUGCUUGUCACAUCAGCUGUGUGUUUUUAACACUAAAUGAGUGAACUCUAACAGCUGGGCUAAGCAAUACUAUUAUACUAUGUGUUGAAGUAUGUUAAGACCAUAUAAACUAGCUAUAUUGUGUUGAGCAUUGUGUUUACAUGACCAAAUGUUAAUAAAACUUUAGUGUUAAUUCAAAUUUAUUCCAUGUUUCUUGGAGAAAAUAGCAUAAUAAAACC